AUGGCUAUGGCCUGGGAUCAGAAUGCACUACGGGCAGACUUUUGUCAUGCAUUGUCAGAAAUGUACAAGAGUGAGGUCCCACUAUAUGGGGACCUGAUCGACGUUGUGUGGGAGGCGGAUGCACAGGCAGUACGGGCGAGUAAGACGCUAGGAGGAGCCAAAGCUAUCAAUCCAGACGACGUUUUGCCUUCUCGCCAUCGAGUCGAAAGACACGGAGCUAUCAGACUUGGCACAGCAUACGAGUUGAGCACGAUACGUCGCAUGUUUUCAGUCAUGGGCAUGUAUCCCGUGGGGUAUUAUGAUCUGAGCCUCGCUGGCUUCCCUAUGCAUGCCACAGCAUUUCGGCCAAAAACACAGGACGCAUUGUCACAACAUCCAUUUCGGGUCUUCACCACAGUCCUACGGAUGGAGCUUUUGACAGAGAAGACGCGGAAACUGGCACAGAAAGCAUUGGCACAGCGAAAGAUCUUCACUCCCAGACUUCUCGAGCUUCUUGACUUGGUCGAGAAGAACGGUGCCUUAACGCCAGCUGAGUCUGCCGAAUUUAUUCAGAAUGGAUUAGAAACAUUUCGUUGGCACUCAAAGGCGACGGUGACUCUUGAUGAAUAUAUGCAGCUUAAAGCUGAACAUCCUCUUAUCGCCGAUGUCGUCUCAUUUCCCAGUUCACAUAUCAAUCAUUUGACACCUCGCACAAUCGACAUCGACCUCGUUCAACGACUCAUGGUGGACCAAGGGAUGCCAGCGAAAGAGCGGAUCGAAGGGCCUCCAAAACGAAGUUGCCCUAUCCUUCUCCGACAGACAAGCUUCAAGGCGUUAGAAGAAACGGUCUACUUCCGAGAUACACUCGAUGAGUACGUGAAAGGAUCUCAUACCGCACGCUUUGGAGAAGUGGAGCAGCGAGGGUAUGCUUUGACACGAAAAGGUCGUCAAUUAUAUGACCGGAUUCUAGACCAGGUCAAUAUUGACGCAACGAAGAACAAUCUCAAGGGAGGCGACUAUGAGAAGGUGUUGGAAGGCCAUUUCAAGGCAUUCCCCGAUAGCUUGUCGGAACUUCGCGACCAGAACCUCGCUUAUUUCAGCUAUCGAGUUACCUCAACCGGCGAAAAGCUCACGGAAGAUGGCGCGGUUCUGUCAAAAUUCGGGAGCAAAGCAUCUAUCCAAGAGCUUCUAGACCAGGAUAUUUUGGUCUAUGAGCCUCUCACUUACGAAGACUUUUUGCCACUGUCUGCGGGUGGCAUCUUCAAUUCCAACCUUGGCAGCGUAUCCCAGUCAAAGCAGCUUAUUAUGAGCGCGGAGCCGGAUCUAGAUGGGUUCCAACGUUGUUUAGGUUCCUACAUCGCAGAUGAAUUUUAUCUUUACUCCGAGAUGCAAAAGGAGUCUAUUCAACGUUGUAAACAUCAGCUUGGGUUGGAAAUCAUCGUCUAA
Messenger RNA from Penicillium cataractarum, 1425 nucleotides. Its product is annotated as VOC family protein. The coding region runs from base 1 to 1425 and encodes 474 amino acids. Gene Ontology annotation, molecular function: oxidoreductase activity. The record is from RefSeq and is a predicted model, not a curated record. NCBI's taxonomy places the organism in Eukaryota, Fungi, Ascomycota, Eurotiomycetes, Eurotiales, Aspergillaceae. The transcript has a single exon.